Triplophysa dalaica is the source of this 1149-nucleotide messenger RNA. RefSeq lists its product as uncharacterized. The coding region runs from base 197 to 1120 and encodes 307 amino acids. Lineage: Eukaryota; Metazoa; Chordata; Actinopteri; Cypriniformes; Nemacheilidae. Gene Ontology annotation, biological process: proteolysis. Gene Ontology annotation, molecular function: serine-type endopeptidase activity. The record is from RefSeq and is a predicted model, not a curated record. The transcript is spliced from 7 exons.
UUCCAAUAACAAUAUCUCCGACAAUGUUUUUUCAGGAACGAAAAUGCUAGACAGUCUAUCCGGAUUGCUUCGAGCUACGCAGUAAAGAUUUCAGCACACAUCAUAAUUUUGGAGAUCAUAACCUCCUUUGUUAUUGUUUUAUUAGAUCUACACAUUUAAACUUUUCUGAAUACACCGGAAGAAAGCAGUUUGUACGAUGUUGUACAGUUCAAAUUGGACUGUCUUCCUGGUGUUGAUCGGAGUAUGGAUGGGCGAGGCUCAAGAAUGUGGUCGGACACCAAUGCUCAACAGGAUAGUUGGUGGUUAUGAGGCGUCGCAAGGUGCUUGGCCUUGGCAGGUGGAUAUACAGACCGAAGCUGAUGGACAUGUUUGUGGAGGAACAAUCAUUACAGAGAAAUGGGUACUGUCUGCUGCACAUUGCUUCCCCAACCCUAAUGACAUCUCCUCGUACUUGAUUUAUGCGGGUCGGCAGCAGAUACAGGGAUGGAACCCGGACAUGACCAGCCAUAGGAUUCUUCGACUAGUGGUUCCAAUGGGUUACACAGACCCUCAACUUGGCCAGGAUAUUGCCCUUGUGGAGCUAGCAACACCUGUUGUGUGGGCAGACCGUAUUCAGCCUGUCUGCUUGCCUAAUGCCAAUGCUGAGUUCAGUGGUGAAAUGAACUGUAUGAUUACUGGAUGGGGUCACAUCAGAGAAGGAGUUGCUUUAUCAGGGGCUGGCCCUUUGCAGGAAGUGCAGGUGCCAAUCAUUGACUCAAGCAUGUGCCAGGAAAUGUUUUUAAUAAAAUCCACUCAGAACAUUGACAUUCGUUCCGACAUGAUGUGUGCUGGCUUCCAAGAAGGGGGCAAGGACUCUUGCCAGGGUGAUUCUGGUGGCCCCCUGGUGUGCCAGAUUAGUGACGGUAGCUGGGUACAAGCUGGUAUUGUGAGCUUUAGUCUUGGCUGUGCUAAAGAAAAUCGACCAGGAGUCUAUACCAAAGUGUCCAGCUUUACUUCCUACAUCCAGUACCACGUUGAGGGAGUUCAGCUCAAGAGCGCAUCGAGUCACAAUUGGAUUGACCAUGUCAAGGUGCUUGUCCGGACUGUUAUUCUGAUGGUAUUGGUACAAUUGCUUAGAUAGACAUACCUUUGUUAAAACAAACAGACUAC